Andrographis paniculata is the source of this 1748-nucleotide messenger RNA. Its product is annotated as vicilin Jug r 6.0101-like. Lineage: Eukaryota; Viridiplantae; Streptophyta; Magnoliopsida; Lamiales; Acanthaceae. The transcript has 4 exons. The record is from RefSeq and is a predicted model, not a curated record. The coding region runs from base 52 to 1539 and encodes 495 amino acids.
CUUCUCGUCUCUUCAUCUCAUCCAUCAAUCCUCCAUCUCUCACUCCUAAUCAUGGGCGCCCUCAAGCCAGUACUGCUGCUGCUGCUAUUCGCAUUGGCGGUCGCCGUCGCUGCUGCUACCAAGGAAAAGGACCCAGAGCUGGAGCAGUGCAAGCACCAGUGCAGAGUCCAGCAGCAGUUCGACAAGAAGCGUGCCGACGCCUGCAUCCAACGCUGCAGAGACUACUACCGCCAGAAGCAAGGCGGCGGCGGUGAUGACGACGACGACGAGGAUGAUCUUAUCAUCUCGCUGCCCUCAGAGCGGGAAUCUGAAUCCCAAUGGGGGUCAGGGAAGGAGGCCAGCAACAACCCUUACGUCUUCGAGCACAGGCACUUCUUCACUGGGAUUAAAACCCAGCAGGGGCGCCUCCAGAUCCUCCCCAAAUUCACCGACCGAUCCCCCUUCCUGCGAGGCAUCGAGAACUUCCGCUUCUCCUUCCUGGAGGUGGAGCCGCAGAGCUUCAUCAUCCCGGACCACUGGGACGCCCACAACGUGGCCUUUGUGGUGCGCGGCCGGGCUACCAUCAAACUCGUGCGCCCUGAGCCCCAGGGCAGGGAGAGCUUCAACGUCCAGCAGGGAGACAUCUUCAGGAUAAGGGCCGGGACCACCGCCUACAUGAUCAACCGGGACGACAACCAGAAGCUCCUCAUCGCCAAGAUUCUUCAGCCCGUCUCCGUCCCAGGCCACUUUGAGGCCUUCUUCGCCGCUGGUGGUGAAAAUCCCGAGUCCUUUUUCCGAUCAUUCAGCCAAGACAUCCUCCAAGCUGCUUUCAACACGAGGAAGGAGACAUUGACGCGGGUAUUCGGGGAGCAGAAGCAGGGAAUGAUUCUGAAGGCGUCGCGGGAGCAAAUCAGGGCCAUGAGCAGCGACGAGGAGGAGAGCGGCGACUCCAACAACUCCUUCAACAUUUUCCGACAACGCCCCACUACUUCCAACCAGUACGGACAGCUCUACGAGGUCGACUCCAGGGACUUCAAGCAGCUCCAGGACCUCGACGUCGCCGUUUCUGUGGCCAACGUCACAAAGGGUGCAAUGACGGCCCCGGUCUACAACAGCGAGAGCACCAAAAUCUCCUUCGUAAUGGACGGCGAGGGGUACCUGGAGGUGGCGUCCCCGCAGUCGUCGGUGAUGAGCGAGCAGGAGCAGCAGCAGCAGCGGGCUCAGGAGCGGGAGCGCCGCCGCCGCGGGAUCGUCGCACCCCCGAGCUACCGGAGGGUCGCCUCCGGCUUGAGCCCCGGCAUGGUCUUCGUGGUUCCGCCGGGCUUCCCUUACGUGACAGUGGCCUCUCAGAAGUCGAACCUGCAGCUGCUGUGCUUCGAAGUGAAUGCCGCGCAGAGCCAGAGGUUCCUUCUUGCGGGGAAGAAGAACGUUCUGAUCAACCUGGAGAAGGAGGCCAAGGAGCUGGCCUUCGGCAUCCCUGCAAGAGAGGUCGAUGAGUUCCUCAAGAGCCAGCAGGAGGAGUUCUUCCUUAGAGGACCACAGGAACGACGGUCUGCUUAGAUCCCGACACACACCCUUCCCCGCUGUUGCCGCCGCCGCGCCGCCGCCGCCCGGAAUUUUGUUUGUAUUGUUAAUAUUCUCCACCAGGGGAUAUGAACAUCGACGGUGCCAAUAAUAAUUUGUAGCAACAGCGGCAAGAAUAAUAAUGAAAAUAAUGACAGAUCACAAUAAUUUGUCAUUUUGUUUUAAUAAAUAAUCACGUUCCAUUU